AUGAGCACUGUGGGCAAAGUUAUUAAAUGCAAGGCAGCCAUUGCCUGGGAAGCAGGCAACCCCUUUUCUAUUGAGGAGGUUGAAGUCGCCCCACCCAAAGAACAUGAAAUUCGAGUUAAGAUUGUUGCCACGGGGGUGUGCCGUAGUGAUGCUCAUGCUGUAAGCCCCAGUUUUAAAGAGGGUCUUUUUCCAGUCAUCCUGGGCCAUGAAGGAGCAGGAAUUGUGGAGAGCACUGGACCAGGAGUGACUAAAUUUAAACCAGGUGACAAGGUUAUCCCACUCUACGUCCCUCAGUGUGGCCAAUGCAAGUUCUGCUUGAGUCCAAAGACCAACCUUUGUGAAAAGAUCAGCAAAAUUAAAACACCUAUUUCUGAUCAAGACCUGAUGCCUGAUGGUACCAGCAGGUUCACCUGCAAAGGGAAGCAGAUUUACCACUUCAUGGGGACUAGCACCUUCUCUGAAUACACUGUUGUAGCGGAAACCUCUCUUGUCAAAAUUGAUGCUGCUGCUCCCCUGGAUAAAGUCUGUCUGAUCGGCUGUGGAUUUUCCACAGGUUAUGGGGCUUCCCUCAAUACUGCCAAGGUGGAACCUGGGUCUACUUGUGCUGUCUUUGGCUUGGGAGGAGUCGGCCUGUCAGCUGUCAUGGGCUGUAAAGCUGCUGGAGCUUCUCGGAUCUUGGCAAUUGACAUCAACAAAGAUAAAUUUUCAUUGGCAAAAGAGUUAGGAGCCACCGACUGCCUCAAUCCUCAGGAUUUCAAGAAGCCCAUUCAGGAGGUUAUAACUGAAAUCAGCAACGGUGGUGUCGAUUUUGCAAUUGAAUGCAUCGGUAAUGUUGCUGUCAUGAAAGCUGCCCUGGAGUGCACCACGGUAGGCUGGGGAACUUGUACGAUUGUUGGAGUGGCUCUGGGUGGACAAUCAAUCCCGGUUUCUCCAAUGCAGCUGAUAAUGGGAAAGAAAAUAAAUGCCACUUUCUUUGGAGGUUGGAAGAGUGUAGAUUCUAUACCAAAGCUGGUGUCUGAUUAUAUGGCAAAGAAAUUCAGUUUGGAUGCCUUGGUGACGUACACUCUGCCAUUCGACAAAAUCAAUGAUGCUUUUGAUCUUAUGUAUGAGGGGAAGAGCAACAGAACCGUCUUGGUUUUCUAA
Emys orbicularis (European pond turtle) is the source of this 1143-nucleotide messenger RNA. Its product is annotated as all-trans-retinol dehydrogenase [NAD(+)] ADH4. Gene Ontology annotation, cellular component: cytosol. Lineage: Eukaryota; Metazoa; Chordata; Testudines; Emydidae. The coding region runs from base 1 to 1143 and encodes 380 amino acids. Gene Ontology annotation, biological process: formaldehyde catabolic process. Gene Ontology annotation, molecular function: zinc ion binding; S-(hydroxymethyl)glutathione dehydrogenase [NAD(P)+] activity. The record is from RefSeq and is a predicted model, not a curated record. The transcript is spliced from 9 exons.